AUGCCCUCCGCCACUCUGGAGAGCAUCCAGGUCUCUUCUGACAAGAUCAAAAGCCACCUGGCCAAAGACAGAACUGCUCCUGGCCAGAAGCGGCUUCUCAAGUGGACCAAAGGACGCAAGCUGGUUGACGACAGUCUGCAAUCCGUGGAUCCUCUGCCCUCUGAGAAGACGCUGGAGCUGGCGGAAUGGAUCGAGGAUGACCUUCCAUUGGCGACUGCAGCCAUACCUGCAUCACUCAAGCUGACCUGGUCUCACUCUGUCAUGGACCAGGUCCUCGCCGCUAUUAGUACCGUCGACCCUUCCAAGACCAAACCUCAAGCUCUGUUACUCACCGCCGAAGAUGCCCGCGGACCUCUGGGGGUGCUGAAACGCGCAGAGAGGUUGAUGACCGGUCUCACUAGCUUUAUCCUUACGGAGGAUCUACUCGACGGCAGAGGUCAACCCGCCAAGCUUGCAAACGUCACUCAACUUCUCUGCUCUGUUCUGUAA
This is a messenger RNA of Cryptococcus amylolentus CBS 6039, 489 nucleotides long. RefSeq lists its product as hypothetical. The record is from RefSeq and is a predicted model, not a curated record. NCBI's taxonomy places the organism in Eukaryota, Fungi, Basidiomycota, Tremellomycetes, Tremellales, Cryptococcaceae. The coding region runs from base 1 to 489 and encodes 162 amino acids. The transcript is spliced from 5 exons.